AUGGCCGAGAAUCAAGCGUUUGGAUUUCCUCAUCAGAACAACCCACAGUCUGGUUCGAGCACCAAUAGUCCACGCCUUUUGCCCAUUCGCAAGAAUGCCUGCAUUGUAUGUGGCAUAUGCUUUACGUGUUCCAAGUACUAUGGAGAAGAUUGUGUAUGCAACGAGAUCCAGCCACGACGCGGCAAGAAUCUUCCAGAGGGUACACUUGAUUCGAGGGCCAAAAAGCUACAUCCACAGGACAAGGACGAUUACGAGUUUUCCAUGAAAUGGCUUACUGAUCAUGCACAUGGGAUGCAUAAGGACGAGCAUGGAGUUGUGGUGGGUCUCAGCGAUAUGGCACAAGUGUCUCUUUGCAAGGCACAUAGCAGCACAUUGUACCGCGCCCAAAAGAAGCACGAACGUAGCAAACAGCAGCCUUCCCUUCCACCGCCUACUAUCUCGCCUCCGCCAGAGUAUAACGGAUUUAUGGAUAUGGAUUAUCAUCGCCCAAUGGAUUAUUACCAUCAUCAUCAUCACCAUCCUCCUCCUCCUCCUCCUCCACAAUCAGCACCUUAUCAACCCAUGAUGAUUGAUGGCCGUAGUAGUCUGGCUGCAAGAGUACGCAAUAUGGGACGCAUUGAACAGUAUCAUGGAGAGCCACCUGAUUUAUCCAACAUGUCGAGUUCAACAUCUCUCAAACGCAAACGCAUUGAAGGUGCUGCACGAUCCAGCGCAUCUACGCCACUUUUAGCACAUCCGUACACAUCACCCUCGUCUCCGAUACCCCACGUAGAUAACAACAAUAACAACAACAACAACAACGGUAGCUGCUUUUCAAUGCAUCAACUUCCACCAUUGCAACAGCAACCACCACCGCCACCACCACCAUCUGCAGGUCCACAUCAUCCAUUACCACAUCAUCAUCAUCAUCCACCUCCACCUCCUCAUCAUCCUCAUCAUCAUCAAGCACCAUCUCCACGUAAUCCUACAGCUUCCAUGUCAGCUCUACCAUUACCACGACAAUAUCAACCUUCAUCCGAUGAUGGUAUUCCUGGUGGUUUAAGUAGAAGAAUGUCGUCUCCUCAAUAUCACUUUCAACAAUCACCACCUCCAGGUCCUGCUCCUUUUGCAUCGUGUUCAUCAUCUUCAUCGCCAUCUUUGGAUGCACCCAGUGUGGAUACAGUUUCUUUAAAGAGCAGCAACACACAACAACCCACUUACUACGUUCGCAACCUGGCCAUUACGGAUUUAUUCACUUUUCGUGAUCUACUGACCGAAGUGGAGAUGAUUGGAUCGCCACCAGCAGGCAAACGUAUUGUGAUAUCGGAUGAAAAGAAUGAGAGGAUCUAUCCCAUGGAUCAGCCUAUUCGCAGUGUCAUUCGACGUCCUGUUUCUACACAUGUUGAACUUUGUCUUGGUCUUAAAGAUACGCCAUCAAUCGAUUGGAGCACGUAUACCUCAUGA
Messenger RNA from Lichtheimia ornata, 1443 nucleotides. RefSeq lists its product as uncharacterized. The record is from RefSeq and is a predicted model, not a curated record. Lineage: Eukaryota; Fungi; Mucoromycota; Mucoromycetes; Mucorales; Lichtheimiaceae. The transcript is spliced from 4 exons. The coding region runs from base 1 to 1443 and encodes 480 amino acids.